AUGGUGAAGCCAAAGGGCCCCCAGAAGUCGUAUGCUUCAGCAGCCGGAGAGGGAGCAAGCUCGACUAGAGACGGCACGGCCAACUCGUCAGUAGCUGGUGGCAGCAAGAAGAAGCGCCAUCGCGCAGGCAAGAAGCGUCGCAACCGCAGACAGAGUUUCGCCGCCCCUUCCGAGUCGACUGCUGCCGAACGCGACGACGACGAUCAGCCUCAACGACCGACUUUGACGACCAGCAGACCAUCGGGCAACCAGACCAGCUUCUACCGCCUUAAGUCGGCCGCACGUAGCAACACCAGCCUCGAGAGUGACGCCCUCCUUGACCACCGCGACCACCAGCCCAUUCGUCCUCGCCGAGGAAGCGUCCAGCAGGCUUCGAGAAGCACCGCCGGCCUUUUCCCUCGCAACCAUCGUAACUCCCAGCAUGGAAUCUCUCAGUCCAGUCCCGUCAAGCCUCGCCAGAUGCACUACAGCGACGAUGACGACGAAGAAGCCGUGACCGACCGCACUCCUCUCAUCUCCCAGUCUUACUACGACCGCCCUCCGAUUGAGCGCAACAGAUCAGGCCAUCGCGCCUACGGUGGUACUCGUCGCAGACAGUCUGCCACAUCGCGCACGUCCAGUAAGAGGCUUAGGUACCCAAGCGGCAGCGACGACGACUACGAUGUCAACAACCCUCCGUCUAUGCCUGGUUCCCCUAAGCUGGGAACCCUCGACGACGUUAUGAUCGCUCAGGAAUUCUCUGGUUCCCCAGGCUCUGAAAACCGUGAUGCUGUCAUCAACAUUGACCGUGAUAACAACUCGGAUCGCUUCCCUUCUUCAUCGCCCCCUACUCCGGGUGCCGAAGCUCGUAGACGAACACUCGCCAACCUCGCCGAGAAUGAUGUCUGCUAUCCCGGCAAUAUUGCCGAAUCUGAGAUGGGUGAAGACGACCUUACACCCACUGACCAAGGUCAACGACGAACCAGUCGUCGUAGACGCCAUCGUCAAUGGCCCGACCUUGAUGUCCUGGAUGAGUGGAGCCGUAUCGAAAAGGAGGAGAGAGAUCACACUGAGCAGAUUCGCUCGAAGAAGAUCAGCGAGCCUGUCAUGGUUGGCGGACGUCUGCGUCCUGCAAAGACUCAAUGGCAUCGCGAGGAAGAUGACGCCCCAUACCGUUACACUUACUUCAACGAAACUUUCGACGGCACCAUCCAUAGCAGGACCAUCUCCGAGCUCUGUCAAUUCGGUGCCACCUUCCGUGAGCUCUUCAACCCUGACCCACCGGAGCUCAGUGAUGAUAGCAGCUCGGAAGAGGAGGAUUUGCCAACGGAGGCUCCUUCUGGUCGCGAGUCGAGGCUAAGCUCCAUCGCAGGCGAUGGCAAAGAUAGAUCCGCCUCGAUAACUCCUGCCCAAUCACGCCCCCGUCAACCCAAGGAGAAGCGUUAUGGCCCUCGCCCUACUUUCUGGCUCGACGUUCUCAGCCCUUCAGAGACCGAGAUGAAGAUUCUUGCCAAGGCUUUUGGUAUCCAUCAGCUUACAGUAGAGGAUAUCAUGAUGCAAGAGCCUCGUGAAAAGGUCGAGCUGUUCCAGAGCUACUACUUUGUCAACUACCGAAGUUUCGAGCAAGACAAGGACAACGAAGAAUACAUGGAGCCCGUCAACAUGUAUGUCGUUGUCUUCAAGGAUGGAGUCAUCAGUUUCCACUUUUCCAUGACACCCCACCCUGCCAAUGUCCGCCGUCGUAUUCGUCAACUUAACGAUUACAUGUCUCCGACCGCAGACUGGAUUUCUUACGCCAUCAUUGAUGACAUUACAGACGUGUACGCUCCUUUGGUCCAGGUCAUCGAAGAUGAAGUAGACGAGAUUGAUUACGAGAUUCUUGCUCUGCACUCAUCUGACGAGAACUCGGACGAGAAGGCCAAGAAUAGCGCAAAGGCCAAGGAGCUUGAGUACGAAAAGAUGAACAAGGUCGCGGGAAGCGAUACUCAGUCUGAAAAGGGUGAACGCACUGCCGGCGAUAGUGGUGGUGACAUGCUUCGACGUGUCGGCAACUGCAGAAAGAAGGUUAUGAGUCUUUACCGCCUCCUUGGUAACAAAGCGGAUGUCAUCAAAGGCUUUGCCAAAAGAUGCAACGAGCAUUGGGAGGUUGCUCCCAGAUCUGAAAUUGGUUUGUACCUCGGCGAUAUCCAGGAUCACGUAGCCACCAUGACUGGCAACUUGUCGCACUACGAAAAUCUCCUUUCGAGAGCACAUGGCAACUACCUCGCCCAGAUCAACAUCCGUAUGAACGAGCGUGCAGAGCAGACUAACGACGUCCUUGGCAAGCUGACCGUUCUGGGUACUAUCGUCCUUCCCAUGAACAUUGUCACCGGAAUGUGGGGAAUGAACACCAAGGUGCCCGGACAAGAUGGCGAGGAUCUUACCUGGUUCUGGGGUCUCACAGCCGGUCUGUUCGCUUUCGGCAUGAUCAGUUACUUCAUCGCCAAAAGAGUCUAUGGUAUUGUCUAA
This is a messenger RNA of Aureobasidium pullulans EXF-150, 2487 nucleotides long. RefSeq names its product cora-domain-containing protein. The transcript is spliced from 3 exons. The coding region runs from base 1 to 2487 and encodes 828 amino acids. Gene Ontology annotation, cellular component: plasma membrane. NCBI's taxonomy places the organism in Eukaryota, Fungi, Ascomycota, Dothideomycetes, Dothideales, Saccotheciaceae. The record is from RefSeq and is a predicted model, not a curated record. Gene Ontology annotation, biological process: intracellular magnesium ion homeostasis; magnesium ion transmembrane transport. Gene Ontology annotation, molecular function: magnesium ion transmembrane transporter activity.